Molecule: messenger RNA, 2861 nt
Organism: Aplysia californica (California sea hare)
Lineage: Eukaryota; Metazoa; Mollusca; Gastropoda; Aplysiida; Aplysiidae
Product: zinc finger protein ubi-d4
Exons: 11
Coding region: 13-1218 (401 amino acids)
Biological process (GO): nervous system development
Cellular component (GO): nBAF complex
Source: RefSeq, a predicted model, not a curated record
UACUUUUUCAAAAUGGCGUCGGAAGAAAGCGAAGGUCCAGGCCCAGUGAUUCUGCAUUGCUACACCAAUGAACAAAGGUACUUGGAAGCCAUGGAGCAAACAGCCAGCUUCAAUACAAGGCUGUCGAUGGAGAGAAAAAUGCGGCUACCGUUCUUAGACUCCCAAACAGGAGUGGCCCAGAGACACACCCAUCUAUUUCAUCCCUACAGGCACAGGCAACCAGGGGAGAUGAGUGGCCAGCUGUACAGCUACCCAGCAAAAAGGUGGAAAAAGAAAAAGAGGUCUUUCUUUUCCUCUGACCCAAGGAUAGGUCGUCAUGGAGAUAUCGAGACUGGAGAAGCAGACAUGCAUCAGAUUAGUGCAGUCGAAAACCCUGCCCAUAAAAUUGAUGAGAACGAUUUUGAGACUGUUGAGGGCACGGAGGCAUGGUUUGAUGACUAUGAUGACCUUGGAGAGCCGCCAGAUGAUGGGGCAAUGGUGGAUGAUCAAUCAGACAUCAGUGACUUUGAAGACUCUCUGAAAGGCAAACGGCGGAAAAAGACCACAACAAAGGGGAGGAAGAAGAAGAAUGAUGAGCACAGCAAGGAGCUUCUGACCCCAGAGGAAAAGGAGAAGCCAUACGCUUGUGAAGCUUGUGGGGCUCGUUACAAAACACGGCCCGGUCUAGCAUACCACUACUCUCAUUUCCACAAUGGCAUGAUGGAUGAGGAGAGUAGUACACCAUCACCCAAACCGCCCAGCCGCGCAAACUCAGAGUAUAUUCCCAAAAGCUCUAAACGGUCCAGGGGUGAGGCUGCCACCAGUAAUAGUAAAGCCAGCAAAGCUGCCCCAGCCUCAGCAGAAAGCAAAGUGUCUGCAAACAACUAUUGCGACUUCUGUUUGGGUGAUGUCAAUGAGAACAAGAAGACUAAAGCAGCCGAGGAGCUUGUUUCUUGUAGUGACUGUGGUCGUUCAGGUCACCCUUCAUGUUUGCAGUUCACCGACAACAUGAUCAUCUCAGUGAAAAAGUAUCCUUGGCAGUGCAUUGAGUGCAAGUCGUGUGGUCUUUGCGGCACCUCGGACAAUGAUGACCAGUUACUGUUUUGUGACGAUUGUGACAGGGGCUACCAUAUGUAUUGCUUGAAUCCACCUUUAUCAGAGCCUCCCGAAGGAAGUUGGAGUUGCCACUUGUGUAUCGAGGAAUUCCAUGGUGGGAAGAAACCGGCAGGGAUGAAUUAAGAAUUCAUUAAUUCCAUUAUCAUCAUUUUUUUUUCAUUAAGACAUUGUAUCUUUUAUAUCUCUGUACAGUGAUGUUUCAGUGUUCUGUCUUUUCAUAAAUCAUUUAAUGUGCUAAAUUUUCAUGGCAUUGUACGGGAAUAUGGACUACCAGAUAUGUAUGUGUGUAAAUAAUGUUGCAUAAACCUAUGGACCCAAGUAAAGGCCUGACCAUGUGCUUCCUUUACUAUUGUGCGGUGGUAUGGGCACACACCAGUGUACUGUGUGUGGUUGUGUAAAUCUAGCCUUGGUGGGACAGGUUUUGUCAGCUCGACCAGUGCUGGAAUGGUUAAAGUGUAGGAGGCUUUGAGGUGCUACUUGCAUGCAAUAUUUUUGUUGUUGACAUAAAAAUCGAUGAAAAGGCCAGAGUAAUAAUAAUGUAGGUUUGUUUGUGUUUUCUAGAGCAUCCAAUCCGAGGAAUAAAUGGCGAACCAUUGUUGCUGGUGUCUCUGCUUCAGGCCUCGCACUUGAAGAUCAUAAAGAAUCUCAUUCAGGUUUUGGGUUUUUUAAAAACUAAAUAUGGCUCUAAGUGAGUUUAUUUUUUUGUCAAUACAUUUAAAGAAAUGGACAGCGGGCAAAGGUUUUCCCUUUCAACAAUAUGGCUGUUAUGCUAAAGGGCACAUGUCCAAAUGCUGCUGGAUUGACAACAUCAGAGGCGAAGUAUAAAAGAAGUUUCUUUUAAUGUUUAACAGAUUGGAAGGUGAACACUGAAAUGACUUCUAUCAUGAGAAUCAAUUCAAAGCGGAAAAGAAGAGUGCUGUCUCGGCCCUUCCCUUCUUUUAUGGUUCAGGGCUAAAGGGGUACAAAAUUAGAAAAGUAUAAUUCAGUUGGCUUACACUUUAUUCUUAAACAUCACAUAAUAUGUAACUUGAGAACCAGGCUUCUGUUUGAAAAAAUAAAACAACUGUUUUUAUCAAUUUCUUUUCGCCAAUUAUAACAACCUCACAUCACUGCCGCAAGUGUCAUAAUAGUCAUAUCUUUAGUUGGGACAAUUUCUCAUGAAUUUUGGAAAAUAGAGAUGGUUGUGUUGUGUUUAUAUGUAUAGAGGGGGGGGCUGUUGUUUUGUUUUUUCAGGGGGGGGGGGGGGAAAUUGAAUCUCACACAAAUGAAAGAGUUUUCAUGUUGCACCAUGGAUCAAGCAUCAAGAGAAAAUAGCAAGGAGUCAAAAGAGUGGCCCACAAGUCUUGUCAUUUUAGUUUUGAAAAAUAGAUUUAAAAAUUUUUUAAUUUUUUUUGCGUAUUGUAAUGAGUGUUUCUAUGAGAUUGCAUACUUUGACUGCAAGUAUUUGUUUUUAAAAUUAUUUGUUCGUAAAAAUGUGAAGAAAAUGUCUGUACUUUCAGAAAUAAAACUCUUCAAGGGGUGUUCUGAAAUAUAUAAUUAUGUGUUAAAAAUUUCACAAAGAAUUUUCUGGAAAGGGUUUGAGGGUUGGAUUUUUGGGGGUUUCUUUUCAUUUUCUUGUAAAUUGAGUAUCAUCGUCAUUGUACAAGUUUUGUUUUAUGUAAUUUAUAUUUUGUUUCUGUACAAGUUAGAACAGUUCUUUGCAGCUAAUUUACUUGAUGUUACAUGGACUGUUCGUAUACGCAAUAAAAUUGUAAACAAAAUUUAAA